This is a messenger RNA of Balaenoptera acutorostrata (minke whale), 324 nucleotides long. RefSeq names its product 40S ribosomal protein S28-like. Gene Ontology annotation, cellular component: ribosome; cytosolic small ribosomal subunit. Gene Ontology annotation, molecular function: structural constituent of ribosome. Lineage: Eukaryota; Metazoa; Chordata; Mammalia; Artiodactyla; Balaenopteridae. The record is from RefSeq and is a predicted model, not a curated record. The coding region runs from base 1 to 324 and encodes 107 amino acids. Gene Ontology annotation, biological process: ribosomal small subunit assembly; maturation of SSU-rRNA; translation. The transcript has 2 exons.
AUGGCAGCAGCAGCAAUCUGCAUGUGCCUCUGGAGUCCUGGAUGGCAGCCUCAGCUCGUGCCUGCACCUGGAGCUCAUGUAGGCAUUGCACUGCUGCCAGCCGCCAUCACAGACACGAGCUGUGUGCAGCCCAUCAUUGCCAGAGUCACCAAGGUGCUGCGCAGGACCGGUUCGCAGGGACAGUGCACGCAGGUGUGCGUAGAAUUCAUGGAGGACAGGAGCCGCUCCCUGAUCGGAAACGUGAAAGGCCCCAUGCGCGAGGGCAACAUGCUCACCCUGUUGGUGUCAGAGCCAGAGGCUCAGAGGCUGCGCGGAACCAUGUAA